CCGGCCCAGCAGCGCGUCAGGCCCCCCGCGGUCCCCGCCCCUCCUGCGUCCCGGGAGCCGGCUCGGUCCGGAGCCGCGCGCCGAGCCUCCGGGCAUGCCCCGCUACGAGCUGGCUUUGAUCCUGAAAGCCAUGCAGCGGGGUUGGUACAGUAGGCUUCACUAACUUAGCUGCAACUCAGAAUUUCUCCUCCAGCACCUGAGUAAAUGCUGAUGGUCUUGUGGAGAGUGGAUUAAGAGUACGAGCUAAGUUCUCAAUCCCAAUUAAGAAGCGGAGGAAAAUUUAAACUGUCUCCUUCAAAGUUUAUCACAACCACCACCAUCAAGACAGCAAACCAAAGGACAAAGACUUUGACCUGCUGUGUUGCUCUGUGUAGUCCAGUUCACGUAUGGUUUACAGACUUGGCUGGGGUUACUAAUGAGUAAAUAAAAAGUCGGACACUUCUGUCAUUGGACACUUUUAUUCACAAAGUUACCAAAAUGAGGGCUGUACUGGAGACAGCAGACAUUGCCAUAGUGGCCCUGUAUUUUAUCCUGGUCAUGUGCAUUGGUUUUUUUGCCAUGUGGAAAUCUAAUAGAAGCACCGUGAGUGGAUACUUCCUGGCGGGGCGCUCUAUGACCUGGGUAGCAAUUGGUGCCUCUCUGUUUGUGAGCAAUAUUGGGAGUGAGCACUUCAUUGGGCUGGCAGGAUCUGGAGCUGCAAGUGGAUUUGCAGUGGGCGCAUGGGAAUUCAAUGCCUUACUGCUUUUGCAACUUCUGGGAUGGGUUUUCAUCCCGAUUUACAUCCGGUCAGGGGUAUACACCAUGCCUGAAUACUUGUCCAAGCGAUUUGGUGGCCAUAGGAUUCAGGUCUAUUUUGCAGCCUUGUCUCUGAUUCUCUAUAUCUUCACCAAGCUCUCAGUGGAUCUGUAUUCGGGUGCCCUCUUUAUCCAGGAGUCUUUGGGUUGGAACCUCUAUGUGUCUGUCAUCCUGCUCAUUGGCAUGACUGCUUUGCUGACUGUCACCGGAGGCCUUGUUGCAGUGAUCUACACAGACACUCUACAGGCUCUGCUUAUGAUCGUUGGGGCACUCACACUUAUGAUAAUUAGCAUGAUGGAGAUUGGCGGGUUUGAGGAAGUUAAGAGAAGGUACAUGUUGGCCUCACCCAAUGUUACUUCCAUCUUGUUGACAUACAACCUUUCCAACACAAAUUCUUGUAAUGUCCACCCUAAGAAAGAUGCACUGAAAAUGUUGCGGAAUCCAACAGAUGAAGAUGUUCCUUGGCCUGGAUUUGUUCUUGGGCAGACCCCAGCUUCAGUAUGGUACUGGUGUGCUGACCAAGUCAUCGUGCAGAGAGUCUUAGCAGCUAAAAACAUUGCUCAUGCCAAAGGCUCUACUCUUAUGGCUGGCUUCUUGAAGCUGCUGCCAAUGUUUAUCAUAGUUGUCCCAGGAAUGAUUUCCAGAAUACUGUUUGCUGAUGAUAUAGCUUGCAUCAACCCAGAGCACUGCAUGCAAGUAUGUGGAAGCAGAGCUGGGUGCUCUAAUAUUGCUUACCCACGCCUGGUGAUGAAGCUGGUUCCUGUGGGCCUCCGUGGCUUAAUGAUGGCGGUGAUGAUUGCAGCUCUGAUGAGCGACUUGGACUCUAUCUUUAACAGUGCCAGUACCAUAUUUACCCUUGACGUGUACAAACUCAUCCGCCGGAGCGCGAGCUCCCGGGAACUAAUGAUUGUGGGGAGGAUAUUUGUGGCUUUUAUGGUGGUGAUCAGCAUUGCAUGGGUGCCAAUCAUCGUGGAGAUGCAAGGAGGCCAGAUGUACCUUUACAUUCAGGAGGUAGCUGAUUACCUGACACCCCCAGUUGCGGCCCUUUUCCUUCUGGCAAUUUUCUGGAAGCGCUGUAAUGAGCAAGGGGCUUUCUAUGGUGGAAUGGCUGGCUUUGUUCUUGGAGCAGUCCGUUUGACACUGGCCUUUGCAUACCGUGCCCCAGAAUGUGACCAACCUGAUAACAGGCCAGGCUUCAUCAAAGACAUCCAUUACAUGUAUGUGGCCACAGCAUUGUUUUGGGUCACAGGACUCAUUACAGUAAUUGUUAGCCUUCUGACACCACCUCCCACAAAGGAACAGAUUCGUACCACCACCUUUUGGUCUAAGAAGAGCCUGGUGGUGAAGGAAAGCUGCUCCCCGAAAGAUGAACCCUACAAAAUGCAAGAGAAGAGCAUUCUGAGGUGCAGUGAGAACAGUGAGGCCACCAACCACAUCAUUCCCAAUGGGAAGUCGGAAGAUAGCAUCAAGGGCCUUCAGCCAGAAGAUGUUAAUCUGUUGGUGACCUGCAGAGAAGAGGGCAAUCCAGUGGCUUCGUUAGGGCAUUCAGAGGCAGAAACACCAGUAGAUGCUUAUUCCAAUGGGCAAGCAGCUCUUAUGGGUGAGAAAGAGAGAAAGAAGGAAACAGAGGAUGGAGGCCGGUACUGGAAGUUCAUAGAUUGGUUCUGUGGCUUUAAAAGUAAGAGCCUCAGCAAGAGGAGUCUCAGAGACCUGAUGGAGGAGGAGGCUGUUUGUUUACAAAUGUUGGAAGAGCCUCCACAAGUUAAACUAAUACUAAAUAUCGGACUUUUUGCUGUGUGUUCACUUGGAAUUUUCAUGUUUGUUUAUUUCUCCUUAUGAACUUUUUAAGGAUAUGAUGAGACACUAACUUAAGAAAAUACUGGUCUUUGGAAAACAAAACAAAACUUAUGUAACUGUUGCAUCUCUCAGGCAUUGUUUACGCUAUAGGUUUUAGCCAAAUUUUACUUAGCAGAAAAAUCAUCUAUUUGCAAGACUUUAUUUUCCCAGAGAUGGACGAAAGUAAAUUUUCAACCUAAAUGAAGUAAAACUUGUUUAACAGA
Messenger RNA from Canis lupus familiaris (dog), 2855 nucleotides. RefSeq names its product solute carrier family 5 member 3 (gene SLC5A3). Bases 478 to 2634 code for a protein of 718 amino acids. Lineage: Eukaryota; Metazoa; Chordata; Mammalia; Carnivora; Canidae. Gene Ontology annotation, molecular function: D-glucose:sodium symporter activity. The transcript is spliced from 2 exons. Gene Ontology annotation, cellular component: plasma membrane. The record is from RefSeq and is marked validated. Gene Ontology annotation, biological process: inositol metabolic process; myo-inositol transport; transmembrane transport.